Molecule: messenger RNA, 1063 nt
Organism: Python bivittatus (Burmese python)
Lineage: Eukaryota; Metazoa; Chordata; Lepidosauria; Squamata; Pythonidae
Gene: GTF3C6
Product: general transcription factor IIIC subunit 6
Biological process (GO): transcription by RNA polymerase III
Cellular component (GO): transcription factor TFIIIC complex
Source: RefSeq, a predicted model, not a curated record
AUGGCGGCGGGAGCGUCACGUGAGGCUCGCGGAGGCCCUCGUAGCAUGGAGGCGGCGGGUGGGGCGCGCGCAGCCGAAGAGGUCGAGGAACAAUUAGUUGUGGUAGAAUUGUCUGGAAUAAUUGAUUCAGACUUUCUGGAAAAAUGUGAGAAUAAAUGCAAGAUUUUGGGAAUUGACACAGAGAGACCUAUUUUGCAAAUAGACAGAUACAUCUUUGCUGGAGAAUAUGAAGAUACUCUUGGGACAUGUGUAGUGUUUGAGGAAAACCAUGAUCAUGAUAUGGAAGGCAACCAGAAAUUGCAACUAAAAUAUAAAUGCCACACAAUGAAGAAGCUAAAUAUGACACGCACACUUCUGAUUGAGAAAAAGGAAGGGGAAGAGAACACAGGAGGUGGCAUAGAAUGGCUAGAGCUUAGGGACAAAGACUUCUCAUACAGCAGACCAAACAUGAUUUGCAACUUCUUGUAUGAAAAAGACGAUGAAACAGCUGAAUCCCAGGACAAGCUGGCAGAAGAGUCUGAGGGAGAAGCCAGUGACAAAGGAAACAUGGAUUGGAAUUUGGAACCCAGGAUUCCGCCUGACAUUGCAAACAAUGACGCUGAACCUCUUUUGGAUACCCCAGAUCCCAACUCAGAGAAUCCUUCUACAGGGAACAGUCAGAAUAUUGCCUCAGAAGAGACUCCGAAUUGAUAUAAGCUGUUUGGUUCAUAGCAAUCACUGACUGAUACCUGAUUUGUACAUAUUAUCGUUAGACUCUGAAUGUAUAGGCAAAUUAUUUUAUGAAACUUUUGUUAGGACCACAUUCCUUUUGUGAUAUUGAUCCAAUACAUUCCCCAAGUUCUCUGCACCUCUUCAUCAAACAAGAUGGUAAGCAAAGUGGAGAGUGGAAAGAGAGUGGCUUCUGUUGAACCCAGAAGUCUUUAUUUGAUUACAGACUCUCUUCUCUCGCCUUCUCCCAAUUAUUUCUUUUGCUUACUGUCUUGUCUGGUGAAGAAUUCUGGAGAACUCAAACUUGUGCCCUAUUUUGUGAUCUUGAAUUGAUACAAUAAAGAUACAAUUCUAA